Molecule: messenger RNA, 4092 nt
Organism: Penaeus chinensis
Lineage: Eukaryota; Metazoa; Arthropoda; Malacostraca; Decapoda; Penaeidae
Product: hsc70-interacting protein-like
Exons: 7
Coding region: 169-2181 (670 amino acids)
Molecular function (GO): Hsp70 protein binding; protein dimerization activity
Source: RefSeq, a predicted model, not a curated record
AUUGCAUUUUCCACCAAAACUCAAUAUAAAAAAUGGGAAUUAACUGAAAAAGAAUAAAAGUCGCCAAGAAAAUAAAUAAUAAGAUAAUAAACGAAGAUCCUGCAAAGCGUGCGGGUCAAGGAAGUUCUCGUGAGGCGACUCGGCAAAGGCUGACUCUUGAUUGCAAUCAUGGUGGAGCAAUUAAGGCCAGAGGACCUAGAGAGGCUCCAGAAUUUCAUCAGUGCCUGCAGACAAACUCCUUCAAUACUUCAUGUGCCUCAGCUGAGCUUUUUCAAGGAAUACCUUACAAGUCUGGGUGCCAGAUUACCAGAAAGUUCAUCACCACCAAAACCUGAAGAGACGCCGAUGAAGGAACCUGAACCCAAGGUAGAAGAAGAAGAGGAAGUUGAGAGUGAUGUUGAAUUGAACAAUGAAGGGGUUAUUGAACCUGAAACAGAGGAUCCACCUGAGCUAGGGGACUCGAAUAAGGUUGUGUCAGAGGAGGACCAGGAUGCAGCAAAUGAAAAGCGGUCAGAGGGGAUGAUGGCAAUGUCUGAUGGCGAUUUCCAAAAAGCUGUCGAUUGUUUCACAGAAGCUAUCAAACUUAAUCCAGGAUCUGCCAUGUUGUAUGCAAAGAGAGCAAAUAUACUAUUGAAACAAAGCAGAGUCAAUGCUGCUAUCCGAGACUGCGAUGAGGCCAUCAAAUUGAACCCAGAUUCUGCAGCUGCAUACAAGUUCCGAGGUAGAGCACACAGGCCUCGGUCUUCCCCUGCCAUCCCUUCCCUCGGUUUUAAGGAAGAGGAGGCGAUGGAUGAAUCCCAGCGUUCGACUUCUAGGAGUCUUCUGUGUUUGAGUAAUACACCUGAUCCUCUCCUCAAUCUGGUCAGUCAUUCUUCUGACGAGGAAUGUGUGGAAUCAGAUGAGGAGUAUAUGCCACCGACUAAACAGUGCAGGACAGAGGAUCAUUGCGGUGAGUUUUCUCCCUUUAUUUUAUCUGUAAAAGACACUAGCUGGCUCCUUUUGCAUAUUGAUAUAUUAUUUUUAGAGAUAAGUCAUGUUUUUUCGUAUUCUUUUACAGAUCCUCAUGUUGCCCUUGGUGAUGACUCAAACUGGGAGGACAGCAACUUGGAGGAUGAGUCUGAGCUGUCCGACUCUGAGUCAGACAUUGACUCUGUGUCGCUGCACAUGUCAAUUAACCACUGUGAUCGCAAUGCCCCAGGUACCUCCUCCUUUGUCUGGAGAAAGAGAGAGAAUAACCCACAGUGCUUCGACUUCACUGCAACUCCUGGGGUCAAGCUUCCUGACCUGGAUGCUGCUUCACGGCCUGAAGAGGUCUUCAGCAAGUUCCUGACAAAGGAACUUCUGGAAAAGAUUGUUCAGGAGACGAAUCAAUAUGCUUCUCAGCACACGAAGACACCUUUUGUCAACAUGAAGGGUUGGAAGGAUAUCACAGUGCAUGAGUUUCGGGCUUACCUUGGGCUGCAAUUCCUGAUGGGAUUGCAGUCCAUGCCUCACAUGCAGGACUUUUGGUCUCAUGACCCCCUGAUUUCGUCGUCAAUUUUUUCACAGACUAUGUCACGAGAUCGGUUUGAUGCCAUCACAUUGGCACUCCACUUUGUUGACAAUAAAGCUGACCAUCCUGCUGUUGAUCAGCUUUGGAAGUUGAGACCUGUCAUUGAUGUCCUAGACAAACAGUUUUCUAGUAUCUUUGUUCCCAACAAGUUGAUUUCGGUGGAUGAGAUCCUUUGGGAUGUCAAUGGGCGCCAUCAGGCAUUACAGUAUGUGCCGAACAAGAGAGCGUGCAGGGGUUUGAAGGUCUACAAGCUCUGUUCGAGUGAUGGACCAGAGGCUGGCUAUACCACUGCCUUUGGCAUCUACAUGGGGAAAGACCGUAGGGAGCUCCCCACAAGCAUGAAAGUGUUGAUUGACCUUAUGGAGAAAGGGAGUCUCAUGGACAAGGGGUACCAAGUACACACUGACAACUGGUUUUCGUCCCCAAAACUAUUCCACUACCUGCAGGCAAGGAAAACAAGUGCUGUCGGGACAGUACAAACAAAUCGUAAAUACAUGCCAACAGACCUGCAGGUGAAAGGGACGAGGAAAGAUAGACUUCAGCAGCACGAACACAGGAAUGCUUGCCUUGCAGUGGAUGGACAAGAGGCCCAUAACCAUGCUCUCUACAGCCCACAUCAGCGAGAUUGAAGCUCUCUCUCCCAACUGUCAGGAACAGCAAUUGACAAAGCCAAAGGUUGUGCUACAGUACAACCAUCACAUGAAGGGAGUUGACCUCAGCCAUCAGUUAGGACAGUCCAACAGAUCAAUAAGGAAAACAGUAAAAUGGUAUAUAAAGAUUUUCUUCACUCUUUUGGACAUGGCUGUGAUCAACUCCCUGGCUGUACACAAAGUCCUUGGUGGUAAAAUGACAGAAGCCAAAUUCAAAAUGGAGCUUGUGCGAGGCUUGCUUAAGGGGGGAGAGCUCCGAAGAAGGAGAAGGAACCAUAUUGUCCCUGCUCCUGCUGCCCCUGUUGCUCCUGCUGCCCUAGACCACAUGCCAGAGGAUACACCCUUCCGCAGGUUUAGAAGGUGUGCCUUCUGCUGGAACAAAAAGCGGAAGAGGAAGGAAACCAGGGUACUGUGCAGCAUCUGUGGGGUCUCCCUGUGCCCUACCCCUUGCUUCAAGGAGUUCCACAAUUCUCUAGAUCAUGUCUAAGUGUGUAAACAUGAUGUUUUGUAAAUAAUAUGUACAUAAAUGUAAAUAAUUAUAUUUAUUUUUACGAAAGUAAAAAAAAAAAAAAAAGUAGUUUUCUUCUGUGAAAUGCACCACUUCCAUCACACAGUAAACUGACAUAUGGAGUUUAAACUUUAAUAUAAGUCAGUAAUGACCUUCAUAGAACAUUUUCAAAGGCUAAAAUAAGCCCACUAGCAUGAAUAUAUAAUGAAAUGUAGUUGUAACAAUUUUCCGCAAACCACCCGCACGACUGAGCUGAAACUUCUUGAGGCAAGCAGGAUGGGCCAGCUGUAUACAACAAACGUUUUGACAGAAUGAAGAGAUGGAUGCCAGUAUUGACUGGAAUAAGUGCCGCCCGGCGAAUUCUGGCACCGUUUGUUAAUGGUUAAGUGUCAGGUGUCUAAGAUAAAAAAAAGAAGGUAAAUUUGAGUACUCCAGAGUCUGGUCUGAGUUGCCAAUUAUUCUUUUCCUGAGAUAGGAUGCACAGUCCUUCCUUUAUUACCAGUUUAUCCUUUUCCUUGAAUUUCAGAUUUUUAUUUAUUUUUUUAUUUGGUAUAUUAAUAACAUUAUAACCACAGUGUCAACAGUAGUAUUAAUAACAUUAAUAUUUAUUUAACUCCUCAAUGACGGUAUCAGCAACCUCAGCGGCAACAAUCCUGCAAUUUGGGCUGGGAGUCUGUGUAGCAGAACUCACCGCUUGACUUGCUCUAGUGCGUUGUGAUGCCUAUAGCCAUACCCGUCAUGAUGAGUCGAUUUCUUAUGGCUAUGGGAAUGGCCCGGCAGAUACAGCAUUCGAAAAAAUAAUCAGUGAAAAGGGAAAAUCAAGUGAGGUCACAUAGGCCUACUAAUUGGCUCCUUGGUGGUUGAGUUCUUAUGACAACAAUUUAUUUUUUAAUUUAUUCCUUUUCCUUUCAUUCAGGUAAUUUUUUUUGAGAUUGAUUAAAUAUUAAUGUGAAUACUACUAUUGACACUGUGAUUAAUAUAUAUAUAUAUAAACACACAUACAUAUAUCCAUAUACAUAUACAUAUGCAUACAUAUACAUAUGCAUACAUAUACAUAUAUAUGAGGGGCCUUCAAAAAGUUCAUGGAAAACUUCCAUAACUAAAAAUCAUAUGGAAGGAUUUUGAUUUCAAUGGACCUGACAUUCUUGUACUAUGUUAUCACGUGUUCAAACAUGAACCCUUAAAUGCAAUUAAUAACGCAUUGCUGCCAGUUGGAAGUCGGGCACCAUUCAAGCUGUAUGGAAUCCACUAAAAUUGAGACCAGGACAAACAUUAAAAAUAUGGUGAAACUUGGUUGGGAGACAAGGGAAAUCAUUUAUAAUACCCCAAAGACAUCAACAACCUACAAAUGGAUAAGGUGGUUCAGAAAUGGAAGAAACAAA